CCCAUAUCCAUAUCCUACUGCUCUUUCUCACGUCUCUAUAUCUCAAACCCUCCCUCGAGCACUCCUUCCACACCGAGUGCUACCCUAUGACUUCCUCCCAAACUCUAGGUCCCGCCCGCGACAGCCAGUACCCCUGCUAGUGCGUGCGGCUUAACAUUUUUUUCCUGCAUUGGCCAACCAACCAACCUUCAUCCCGCCGCCGCCGCGCACAGCACAGCAUCGCAACCGCAUCCACCACACUCCUCCAACCGCCACAAUGGCCCCCAAAAAGACUCUCACGCUGAACGAGCAGCUCGCGCUGCUUGACGAUCCUGCGCCGCGCGAUUUCGAUCCCGAAGGCCUCGACGAUGAGUUCUCUGCCGACGGCGAGGAGGCGCCUAGCGAUGAUGGUAGCGGCAGUGAGGAUGAGGACGACGACGAGGGCGUAGACCGUGCCCGCGAACACUACGUCGCCGUCGGAAAGAGCGCUCUGAGGAAGAAGGGUGCGCUCGCGCUCGCGCCGCUAGGGAAGAAGUAUGAGGGUGCGAGGGUUAGUAGGGAUAAACUCUACGAUUCUGAUGAGGAGGAGGAGGAUGAGGAUGAGGAGGAUGAUGAGGAUGAUAGUGGUGAGGAGGGCGUGGCUAUCGAGGACGUGAUGGAGGGGGAUAUUAAUUUUGGAGUUGGCAGUGAUGACGAUGAGAUUGAUAGCGAUGAUGCGCUGGGGAGUGAUGGCGGUGAUGAGGGACGGUUUGCGGGGUGGAAGUUCAGUGGUAGUGCGACGACGAAGGGGGGCAAGGUGCCGAAGAGGGGAGAUCAGGUUGCUGGUAGCGACAGUGAGGAGGAGGAGAGUGGAGAUGAGGAGGAGGAGAGUGGAGAGGAAGGCGAAUCUACAGGGGACGAUGAGGAAAGCGACAACGAGAGUCAAAGUGGUGACGAAGAGGACGGAAGCGAGGAGGAAGAUGAAGAUGAGGACGAGGAGGAAGAGGAGAAGCGACAGGCUCUGUCGAAGAUGAUGGCCGACGAGAAGAAGGCCAUCUCCGAGAACAUCACGAAAGCCGCCCAAAGCGACGCCGAAAAAGGUAUCGCUGUGCGACAGCAACAAAAGACCUUCGACUCUUUCCUUGGUGCCCGAAUCAAGCUACAGAAAGCCCUGACCGCGGUCAACUCUCUUCCUCCCACAAACCUCCAAGCAGCGCUUCCAGCUACACCCGAAGCGCAAGAGACAUGGAAAGCGGCGGAGGCGUCGGCUAUCAAGCUGUGGAAUACCCUUCACUCGCUCCGCGUCGAUAUCACCUCUUCCCGCACGCCGAACCUCAAGAAGCGGAAGGCGGAUGAGAUCGAUGAGGAUACCCCAAUAGCCGAAAUCUGGAAGAAGAUGGCCAGGUUGGAGACCGAGGUUACGCCCUGGCGAGAGGGCGUUCUGGAGAAGUGGUCCAACAAGACACAAACAGUAUCUACUGUUGGUGUCGGAAAGAAGCUCAACAACGCAACACCACGCUCGCUCACUGCGUCAAUUCGGGAAUCCCUCUCCACCGAUCACGAGCGCCUGAUAUCUCGUACCCGCACGCCCCGCUCUUGUGCGCCCAUCCAGGCAGCAAAUGACGAUAUCGAGCAAGAUCCCGAGAUCUUCGACGACACGGAUCUCUACCAGCAGCUGCUCAAGGCGCUUGUGGACCAACGUAUGGUCGACUCCUCAGCCGGAGGUGCGCUGCAGUGGACGGCGGCCAUGCGUGACGCCAAGAAAAAGAAGAAGGUGGAUACCAAAGCCAGCAAGGGACGCAAGCUCCGAUACCAUGUGCACGAGAAGCUGCAGAACUUUAUGGCGCCUGAUCCGAAUAAUGGAUGGCAGGAAACGCAGAUUACGGAGUUGUUCUCGAGCUUGCUCGGCCAACGUGUCAGGGUCGACGAGGACGAGGAUGAGGACGAGGAUAUGGAGGAUGUGGUUCCCGAUGAUGGUCUGAGACUGUUCCGGUAGAGAGUCCUCCGGAAAGUAGAUGCAGAUGCAGAUGCAGUCGAGGCCAAGAUCUGGGGAUGGGAGUACCCGCUGUCAUGUAGAUAAUUGUGACCAAAAGUUGGAGUUUGUUUAUUAGGGGAUCUAUACCAUCUGCAAAUGCAGGUACUCUAUCGACUUUGCUACCCC
This is a messenger RNA of Tricharina praecox, 2119 nucleotides long. Its product is annotated as apoptosis-antagonizing transcription factor. The transcript is spliced from 3 exons. Gene Ontology annotation, cellular component: nucleolus; nucleus. The coding region runs from base 257 to 1954 and encodes 565 amino acids. Gene Ontology annotation, biological process: maturation of SSU-rRNA from tricistronic rRNA transcript (SSU-rRNA, 5.8S rRNA, LSU-rRNA). The record is from RefSeq and is a predicted model, not a curated record. NCBI's taxonomy places the organism in Eukaryota, Fungi, Ascomycota, Pezizomycetes, Pezizales, Pyronemataceae.